Messenger RNA from Homo sapiens (human), 4003 nucleotides. RefSeq names its product calcium homeostasis modulator family member 4 (gene CALHM4). NCBI's taxonomy places the organism in Eukaryota, Metazoa, Chordata, Mammalia, Primates, Hominidae. The record is from RefSeq and is a predicted model, not a curated record. Gene Ontology annotation, cellular component: plasma membrane. The transcript has 6 exons. Bases 530 to 1087 code for a protein of 185 amino acids. Gene Ontology annotation, biological process: monoatomic cation transmembrane transport.
ACUGUGCUGAGAACUGCUCUCUCUGACCGGGUCUCCUGUUUCUACCUGGUUUGUUGUGAACCUGUGUUCUCCACAUUUGUCCUGACUCUUCAGGUGAAUAACUGAGCCUUUCACUUGGCUUUGCUGCAACCCUUCAGCUCUGUGCGUGAUGUAGACUGGAACUAUGUACAAAAUAAGCUGGUCAACAGCAAAUCGUUGGAAGAUCAACAGGCACAAAACACGAUAAAAUUGAAUCUCACAAACUGAUUAAAACAUUAAACUAAAAUGCAGACUUACAUUGCUCUGCUUUCAUAAUAAAGACCACUAGAUGGCGCAACUUAAGUCUACUACUUGUUAAAAGACAUUGUCAGAGGCCUAAUGACAGACCGACCUCCUCUUUGAAGAAAAAAACUAGUGAGGGAAACAAGAGAGGGGAAUGUUAUGAAUACCUGAAGUUACACAGUCCUUCUCUCGCAAAGGCAGAGGCGUGCUGAGUGCAGUUUGGAAGCAAGAAUUGGAUAAGACUUCUCAGGCGUCUGCACAAUCCCUAAUGGCCCCCAGAUCUGCCAAGGAGACCUUCAGGAUAAACCCAAAUGUAGCAGCAAAUUUUGCCAGCAAACGAGAAGAGAUCCUGGCUGGGUUUCCAUGUUGCAGAUCAGCUCCUUCUGACGUGAUCCUAGUAAGAGAUGAAAUAGCUCUUCUGCACAGAUACCAGUCACAGAUGCUGGGUUGGAUUUUGAUCACCUUGGCAACCAUUGCUGCCUUAGUCUCCUGCUGUGUGGCAAAGUGCUGCUCUCCCCUCACCUCUCUGCAACAUUGCUACUGGACCAGCCACCUCCAGAAUGAGAGAGAACUCUUUGAACAAGCAGCAGAGCAGCACUCUCGGCUCCUCAUGAUGCAUCGCAUAAAGAAGCUAUUUGGCUUCAUUCCCGGGAGUGAAGACGUCAAACACAUCCGCAUUCCUUCUUGUCAGGACUGGAAAGAUAUUUCAGUACCCACUCUUUUAUGCAUGGGUGAUGACUUGCAAGGUCACUAUAGCUUCCUUGGAAAUAGGGUGGAUGAGGAUAAUGAGGAAGACAGAUCAAGAGGUAUUGAAUUAAAACCUUGAUUACAGCACCUUUCAUGAGUCAGGUUGCUUAGCAGAUACUUGGCUUUUAUGGCUUUUAUGAUCAGGCCAUUUCAAUGUAAUCUCUUCAUCUUUUUCUUUCUCUCUGAUAUUUGUUUACGUAAGUCCAUCUCAAAUAUUAUUUCUAAAAUCAAUCUAUUAGAUAAUUGUGCCAAUCUCUCAUUUUGAAAUUUUGCCAAUGGUCUGGUAAUGCCUAGAGUGGAAUGUGAAGUCACAUGGAAAUUUGCAUCUUAGUUCUGUUACUUAGUAGCUGUGUGAAAAUUAAUAUUUCUGAGUGCCAUUUUGUCAUCUGCACAUUGUAGCUACCUCCUAGAGCUAUUAUGAGAAUUAAACAUGAUAAUACAAAGUGUUUAGCACAGUGUCUUUCAUAAAAAUAGAUGCUAAUGAAUGUUACUUUCUCUCUUUCUCUUUUGCAUUCCAUGUCUUCUAUUCACCAUUUUCCCUGCCUCUAUUUUCUGGUUUUAUCAGUUUCUACCUUUAUAUAAUGUCCAGAACUUUUCACAGCCUCCCCCUCUUUCUUCAGACCUAAAUAUCUGACCUUUUGGGAAGCAGGACAGAAACCUCUUUCUAAUCCAGUAACAUGUGAGGGAGAAGCCCAUGCAGGAAGCUCUUGAGUUACUGUACUAUAACCUGGGGACAAUGAUAUAUUAUUUAUCAUUAUUAGUAUCAUGUUAUUUGUAGCACCUCCAUACUAGGAGCAUUUUUAUGGCCACUACAUAUAAAGUUUCUUCUAGAAAGCUUCUCCACUGUGCUCUACUCCAGAGAUACCAUUUGUACCUUUUCAUUACCAAAUUGCACCUUUGCACUCAAAAUCCAUUUGUGAAACCAAAACUGCAGUCUGUACUUGUAUAUCCAUUAUCUGUAACUACAAAAGAGGAUAAUUCCUGCUUGGUGUUGCUCUGCCUGGCUUUACUAAAUGCAGCCUACAGUAUCUGGACAAUUUUCUAAUUUAUCUAGAUUAUUUCUGUGAUAUAUAGUGACUCGUGCCUGAUUUUUGCUACGUUCACUGAAGCAACUUGCUCAUUAGCAAAAAUAAGUUGUCUGAGGGCAUUCUGUCUAUUUAUUUCUUCAGUCAAAACAAUGCUUACUGGACAGUGGACCAACUGCCAAUAGUCAAUCCAAUUUUCAAGAUUCACUUUCAAGGAGACCAAGGAACUUGACUAUACUAUCUAAAAUGCAAUCAAUUACUUGGUAAUCUACUUUUACACAAUUAUGGAAGGUUUUAUUUUCUAUAAAGUUCUGGGUCCUUGAACUUAAUAGGAAGAAGCAGAAAAUGAAUUUUUAAGAAAUCAAAAUGUUUUCAGGUUUUGUUUUGUCCUUCAAUAAGAGACUGCAUAUUGUAGCUCUUUGCUGGGACAGGAGAACUGUCCUGCCCUCACCAUUACUCAUCUGUCAUUUGACCUUGGACAAAUCAGUCCAUCUCUCUGGACCCUGGAUUUUUUUCAUCUAUACAAUAAAAGGGAUGAUAAUAUUUUACCUCUUGGAAGAAAAUAACUGAACUAAAUAACUGCUUAAGGUCUCUUUUACAUCAAGUACGAUUUUUAUGUUUAUGUUUAUAUAUAUAUACAGGUCAAUAUGCAUACAUCUUUCUGAAAUGGUAGUAGACCCACGUUGCUUCUCUUGGAAGGAAAAUGUCCCCAACUCUGAAUCUGAGCUUUCUCUGAAAACAUUUACUGGCAUUCCACUUUUAAAAGAAUGUUAAUGUACUGAUCUUUUUCAAGUCAUCAAGGAAAGCCAUUCCAGUUUGUCUACUAACUCUACACUCAGUACUGAUAUGACAUUACAUGAAGGAUGUUAAAAAUACAAAUAGAAGUAUGUUGUGGAAGGCAACUAGGGUUCUAGUUCCACACUGAUACAAAUGAACUGUGUAAAUAUGGAAUGUCACAUCCAUUUUGUUCCCUAAGGUCUGCUCCAGUUCUAAAAUUCUGUUCCUAUAUAACUGAUAAUUUUUUAUAUUCUUCUGUAUUGGAACAUACUAGUUAAAUGAACACUUUCAACCAUGCUCAGAAUUAGUUUAUUAGUUGUCAGGAACUAUACCACAGUAAAGACUCUUCAAUAAGAUUUUCGGUUAACAACAAAAUCAAAGAAUAUUUGAAGUUAUAGCAUUACAUCAUCAGAAAGAAGAUUAAUAGUUGUUUAUACCCUAAUACCAGGAAACUAUUUCCACUAGCUUCUGAAGCCCUUCUACAUCAAACUCUUUUAGUGUAUGAUGUAAAAAUUUUAUAUUUUGAGCCAGUUAAUCAUGAUCUUCCCCUAUAACUUUCUGGCAAAGGAUUCUAAGUAUUCGUUGGCUCUUCUACAUGGCUUCAGAAUGAUUUAUAGCAUCUAUGUGAACAUUUAAAAGGUAGUACACACCCCUGGGAUUUCAUCUUACAGUACAUUAUCUAUCUCAGAUCAAAUAAAUGGAAUUUUUAGUAUUUUGGGGGGGGGGGGGGCUAUGGUCUAUAGCAUUUUUUUGCUCCACAGCUAGUUAAAUGAAACUUUUUCAUUAAGAACAUGGUACUCCCUCCCCUUUAUGCUUAAUGGAUUUAUGUAAUUAUAAAACAUAUAAUUAAAGUCAAUUAUGUGCUAAUACUACUUUAUAUUUUGCUACCAAAUGCUUUUGGCUACCACAUCAAACCCUGGAGCUUGACAUAUAUAAACCUGCUCCUUUCUUAAUUUCAUUAGCUCCUCCACGGUCCCAUCAUGACCUAAGUUGCCACCUUCCCAGGAGACAAAUACAAACCAAUGUGUAAAUGUGUUUUACUCAGCUUUCUUUAUGUUUUCCAAAGCUGAAUUGUAGAACCGCAUUUAUACUCUGUCCUUCUCUGUGUCUCUUUUCUCUGUUCUCAGUCUUCCAUUCAUUUUUUGUAGAAAUUCUAAUGCAUGAUUGUAAUAAACAACAGUGAGAUUUUGCUA